Messenger RNA from Gongylonema pulchrum, 252 nucleotides. NCBI's taxonomy places the organism in Eukaryota, Metazoa, Nematoda, Chromadorea, Rhabditida, Gongylonematidae. The record is from the annotation of a GenBank genome assembly.
GUGGAAGCUGUAUGCGAAUGUUUUGAGAUGUCAAAAGACACUGGCUAUAAGGUAGUGAUACACAUGAUGCCCAAUUUGCCCAAUGUUGGCAUUGAAAGAGAUUUGGAGCAAUUCAUUGAGCUCUUCGAGAAUCCAGCAUUUCGUCCAGAUGGCUUAAAACUGUAUCCAACUUUGGUUAUUCGUGGCACUGGCCUAUAUGAGCUAUGGAAAACAGGACGUUACAAAAGCUACCCGCCAGAGGUUUUGCAUUGA